UCAUUGCACCAAAUGAAACCUCCAUUACUCUUUCUCUUGAUCCAUUCUUUCUUCAAUCUCAAUGCUUUCCCAAAAAUGGAGGCAGCAAAUGCAGUUGAGUAGAAGGUUUGAGAGAGGAUGAUGACCACAUCCUCUCUCUAGAUCUCUAACUCCCUUUGUUUCUCUCUCUGGACUUUGGGCAACUACACAACCUUUGGCAAAUGCUUGCACUGCAAGAUGGUGAGAGUCAGUGUCUUGAAUGAUGCCUUGAAGAGCAUGUAUAAUGCUGAGAAGAGGGGGAAAAGGCAGGUCAUGAUCAGGCCUUCGUCGAAAGUGAUUGUCAAGUUUCUUCUGGUUAUGCAAAAGCACGGGUACAUUGGGGAAUUUGAGUUUGUCGAUGACCACAGAUCUGGCAAAAUCGUGGUUGAACUGAACGGAAGACUUAACAAAUGCGGUGUUAUUAGUCCUCGUUUUGAUGUUGGCGUCAAGGAAAUUGAGCCAUGGACUGCAAGACUUCUUCCCUCAAGACAGUUUGGUUAUAUCGUGCUGACAACAUCGGCUGGAAUCAUGGAUCACGAAGAGGCUCGUAGGAAAAAUGUUGGAGGAAAGGUUCUUGGGUUCUUUUACUAGAGAUGUUGCUAUUUGGUUCUUUUCCUGUUUAAUGGAAAAGAAUUUUCUGUUGGAGUUUUCUUUAAGUUAUUGUUGAUGUAAUGACAUUGAAGGUUAUAUUUGUUAGGAAUGCUAGAGAUACAUAUUUUGUGAUGGACAAAUUCCUUUGUUUUGGUAGAAAAAAACAGCAAUUUAUCU
Messenger RNA from Salvia miltiorrhiza (redroot sage), 786 nucleotides. RefSeq names its product 40S ribosomal protein S15a. The record is from RefSeq and is a predicted model, not a curated record. Gene Ontology annotation, biological process: translation. Bases 217 to 609 code for a protein of 130 amino acids. Gene Ontology annotation, cellular component: ribosome; cytosolic small ribosomal subunit. Lineage: Eukaryota; Viridiplantae; Streptophyta; Magnoliopsida; Lamiales; Lamiaceae. The transcript is spliced from 4 exons. Gene Ontology annotation, molecular function: structural constituent of ribosome.